Molecule: messenger RNA, 840 nt
Organism: Haplochromis burtoni (Burton's mouthbrooder)
Lineage: Eukaryota; Metazoa; Chordata; Actinopteri; Cichliformes; Cichlidae
Gene: eef1b2
Product: eukaryotic translation elongation factor 1 beta 2
Exons: 7
Coding region: 137-820 (227 amino acids)
Biological process (GO): translational elongation
Cellular component (GO): eukaryotic translation elongation factor 1 complex; cytosol
Molecular function (GO): guanyl-nucleotide exchange factor activity; translation elongation factor activity
Source: RefSeq, a predicted model, not a curated record
CUCCUCGGGGCGGAGCGGCAGCACUCCUCUGAGGAGGAGUCUGUCUCCUCCUAUAAAGAAGAUCCCCGCUCCUCCUCCUCCCUCUUCUUCCUCCUCCGGCGGAUCCUCGCGCGUGUCCUCGUGGUUCCUCUUCAUCAUGGGAUUCGGUGACCUGAAGUCAGCCUCCGGCCUCAAAGUGCUCAAUGACUUCCUGUCCGACCGCAGCUACAUCGAAGGGUACGUACCCUCCCAGGCUGACGUGGCGGUCUUCGAAGCUAUUUCGGCUCCGCCCCCUGCUGACCUGUACCACGCAGUCCGCUGGUACAACCACAUCCGGUCCUACCAGAGCGAGAAGAGCAGUCUUCCAGGUGUGAAGAAGCCCCUGGGUCAGUACGGCCCCCUCGGAGUGGCCGACACCACCUCAGGCUCCGCCCCCACCACAGCCAAAGACGAGGACGAUGAUGACAUCGACCUGUUUGGUUCAGAUGAGGAGGAAGAUGCUGAGGCGACCCGGCUGAAGGAGGAACGUCUCGCCGCCUACGCUGCCAAGAAGUCUAAAAAGCCCGCAGUCAUCGCCAAGUCUUCGAUUCUAUUGGACGUGAAGCCGUGGGACGAUGAGACUGACAUGGCAAAGCUCGAGGAGUGCGUACGCAGUAUCCAGAUGGACGGGCUGGUGUGGGGCCAGUCCAAACUGGUUCCCGUGGGUUACGGCAUCAAGAAGUUGCAGAUCAACUGUGUGGUGGAGGAUGACAAGGUGGGCACUGACAUCCUGGAGGAGAAGAUCACUGAGUUCGAGGACUUCGUACAGUCGAUGGACGUCGCUGCAUUCAAUAAAAUCUGAAAUAAAAGCUCUGCACCAUA